AUGCAUCAACAACAAAAAGUACAUCUACCAAUUACAAAAGCUACCACCACCGACACUACACCUCCGCAAUCACCAAUUCGUGAAGUGGCUUUCGAUCCACAUAUUGGCCAAGAAGGCAUAACUUUUUCCGCAGAAUUUGACAUUGCGCUCCCGACCGACCGAAAAUGUCAUCUAGAAUUAGCGUUCGGACAUCAGAAAGUGUUAUCGCAGCAAUUUGCAUCGCUCACUGAUACUAAGCAUCGUCUUACGACCAUGGUGCCACCAUUCGUCUGUACUAAAAGUAUUGUGAAGCGUGUGCCGUUGUACGUGUAUAUUUUGGACGAUAAGGAUCAGAUUUAUGAUGUUUGGCAUUUUGGUAAUUUCACGUAUCAAUUUCGAGAUCAAUUACCGAGCACUCCAAGAAAAAGCAAAUCUACGAAAGUUCAUUAUGCUCAACAAGAAAUUUUAGAUGAAUCCAGCGUCACACCAAAUUUCACAACAACAUCAUCAUCAUCUCGAAAGCCCAAUCUUGCUCGUCCUUUGUUAUAUCAUCAUUCACCUAAAGGUUAUGUCAGCGUUGCUGCUCCUUCGGAUUCCUCACCGGCUUUAACUCCUCCCACAAAAACUCAACAAUUGCUCUCGUCAAAUUCUCCUCAUGAACGCUUGAAUAUAGAAUCGUCGCAUGAAUUUCCAUUUUCGACCCAUUUUACCGAUCAAGCACAAUUUAACUCUGAAGAGCAUAACUCGAAAUACGAGAUUCCGACAGAAGUCACACCCGUAGUUGGACCAUCUUAUACAACUACCUCACAAUGGCCAUUUUUUCCCUACAUGCCAUUACAGAUGCCAUGGGCAUUACGUCCAUCAACGACACUCAAAGAUCCCCCGGUAGUCCCUUCAUCAACACCACCAGCAGACUCUUCUAUCGAUGCGGCGAUGGCGUUACCCGACAAAAAAUCCAUAGUAGAAAUGCUACGAAACACAAAACUGGCCAUUCAAGGAGAUCUCAACACAAUGGCACGAAACUGGACCGAAUACGAAAUGACAAAUUGCCGACGGCUAGUUCAGUUCCGGCGUCGUCAAGAAAAUAAUAUUAUCCACGUGUCUUUCGCGGCCUUAAAUCAUGAAGAUCGUACGCCAAACGCGAUUAUCGUUUCGUGUAUUUGGUGGAAAGCCAAAAACGAGUAUUACAUCACUUCGGUUGAUUGUGUUUCACUUUUGGAAGCGUUGCUUGCGAUGCGUUUCACUGUCGAGGAGAAGAACCGGAUCCGUCGAAAUUUAGAAGGGUUUAAGCCGUUGACUGCUGGGAAAAACUCGAAGGAUAGUGAUGAUUUGUUUCGAUUGAUUAUGGGAUUCUCAAAUCCGAAACCGAGAAAUAUCGAAAAGAAUGUCAAGGUGUUUCCGUGGAAACAUUUGGCCAAUGCACUUCAUAAAAUU
Molecule: messenger RNA, 1413 nt
Organism: Ambispora leptoticha
Lineage: Eukaryota; Fungi; Glomeromycota; Glomeromycetes; Archaeosporales; Ambisporaceae
Source: the annotation of a GenBank genome assembly